AUGGCAUCUAUUCUUCUGGCCUCAACAGCAAUGCCUCUCCUGUUUUCAACGGCUUCGGCUCUCCUAUUCUCAACAGCGACGGUCCACUCGUCUUCGGCAGCGGCAGUCCUAUCGUCGCCAGCAUCGACAGCCUUCCUGACGGCAGCAACGAGAGCCACGUUGUCCCCGGCAACAGCUCAGAGUACCCUCAUCAUCAUCACUCCUCCCACCGGCAGCCUGCUCCUACCUGAACUUUCCGACCACAUCCAGUCACUCCCCAGAUCUGUCACUCCAACCAGAAGAUUGUUGUCGAACAGUCCAGUGCCAAUUGUUCGCACGCCUGGUGGAUCUGGCUGGAAACUCAAUGAACCAAUGAGGCACUCUAACAAGGUCAAGGCGAAAGUGACCGAGGAGUCCGGGGAAUCAAGUUCGUACUUUGUUGACCAAGUCACUGGUGAAAGAUACAAGAAGGAUGAUACUCUCGGAGAGGGUGGAUUCGGUGUGGUAUACAGGGUUGUUAAUAAUGAUGGGAAGGCGUACGCGCUGAAGUCAUUCAAGAACGAUGGCUCUGGAAGAAACUUCCAGCGCGAGAUCAACAUGUUGGACGCCGCAGGAAAACAUGACAACAUCGUCAAGUAUUUCGGGCUUGUCAACGACCCAAGCGGAAAGUUUCCACCCUUUGAACUCUGUCGCCCGCUAGACCUUUUCGAUCUUAUCCGCAACCAAACUGAGGUCCGAGUUGGCGACCUGGGAUUGGCGGAGCGGCACGACCUGAGCCGCGGGUUCAAGCCCAACAUCACGACUCUGAAUCAUGUCUUUCUCAACCAGUUGGAGAGCGUCCUGCUCGAGAACGAGGCCACUGACGGAUUUUGGGCCAAGCGUGCAACCAUUGCCCAGGCGGGCGUGUUGGCAAUGAAGGCUGCCACUGUGAGCAUGGAGGUUGGUCACCACCAAUCCGAAGCCAUCUAUCAGGGGUACCUUCCGCCGCAAGGAGUUGUUGAGCCUGAUGAAGAUGAAGAUGAGGAUGAGGCUGAGGAUGUGGAUGAAGAUGGAGGCAGUGCCGACGAGGCCAAGGAAGAUUUCUUCAACGCCGAAUAA
Messenger RNA from Linnemannia hyalina, 1077 nucleotides. The record is from the annotation of a GenBank genome assembly. Lineage: Eukaryota; Fungi; Mortierellomycota; Mortierellomycetes; Mortierellales; Mortierellaceae.